GAGGCGGCGGAGCGGCGGCGGCCCCGGUGGCUGCGCCGCUCGGCGGGGCCGGGCUGGGCGGGGCCGGACGUGAGCGAACUUCCGCGGGCGGCGGGGCCGCCAUGGCGGCAAAAAGUCCUGCUGAUAGUACUCCAAGAAGGCCUGUUUUAUCUGUCAGUGCAAGAAAAAUUAAAGAUAAUGCAGCAGACUGGCAUAAUUUAAUGAUGAAAUGGGAGAGACUGAAUGAUAAUGGAUUUACUACGGCAAACAAAAUAGUCAACAUGAAGAUCAGUGAGCAAUUUCAAGACAGAAAACUGGAGAUAGCAUGUGAUACCAGUGUCACAGAACCUGAAAAGCCAACCCCAAGAUACAACGAAGAACUGGACAAUUGCUGUGCAGAAUUACUCGAGACCUUAAAGCAGAUGACAAAAAUACAACUGAAAAUGGAAAAGCUUACUUUGACUACUAAAGCAAUCUGUGACUUGGAAGCAUUCCACCAUGGAGCUGGGAAUUGCACAGCACCCUUCUUUCAUACAUGGCCCACACCAUAUUUCUAUGAGGUCUCUUUGAAGCUCUCCGAAAUGUACAAGAAGGAACUACAACUCAAGCAAGCAAUUGUACAAGACAUAGCUCAUUCUGCUGACCAGGAUCUGCUGAUGGUGUAUUUAUCAUCGUGGUUAUACCAGCCUUACAUUGAGAACAGCAGCACACUGCUACUUGAAGCCAUGCUGCUGGAGACAGGACACAGAAAGUGCUAGAAUUCCAAAAGUUACAUGGCUGGCUUCUAAUGAUGCUUACAUGAAACUGAAAUGGCAAAUUGCAAGGCUUACCACGCAUGGUGUACUUGAACUGGCUGCAACCACGGUAGUGUUUGGAGACCUUGAAGCCGACGCUGCGGCACGAGUAGCUUUCUGUCCGUUUACCAUCUUAGAUGUGGGAAUCUUGUUCACAGACACUGAUCCAUGAGAUGGCAAAGGUCUCUGCAUAAGCAACUGAACUGGAGACUCGGAAGAACUAUGCAGGAAUAGCUGCUGCUGCUCAGUUCCUGAAACAGGCUGUAUCCUGAUUAUCUGGGGAUUAAUAAUGCCAAGUCCUGGCAUGCUAGAAUUCCUACCAACCGGCUGACUCAGCGUUAUAGUUUUGGACUGGACUGGUGCCAAUGAUGUCAUUGGCCUUUCAGUUUCCUUCAUCUGUCCUGGCUGAACUUGGACACAAAUGGCUUCCAGCUGCUUUUGUGGAAAAAAGGAAGAGUUGCAAUUACACAAAUACAGUAUUAAUAAAUACAGUACUUAUCAAGAUAA
Molecule: messenger RNA, 1280 nt
Organism: Pipra filicauda (Wire-tailed manakin)
Lineage: Eukaryota; Metazoa; Chordata; Aves; Passeriformes; Pipridae
Gene: CINP
Product: cyclin dependent kinase 2 interacting protein
Exons: 6
Coding region: 102-737 (211 amino acids)
Source: RefSeq, a predicted model, not a curated record